UGUUCAGGCGACGCGAGUGUGAAAUCGAGUGCGGGAGUUUCGAGACGCAAGACGUGCGCGGAGUUUGCAGACUGUCGGAACUGAGGCGAACUGAAAAGCAAAUAAAGCGGCGCGUGCUGACUGUUUACAACACAAUUGGUUUCGUAAACGAGAAAGGAGGAGCGCGGUGAACUCUUUUGCAUGCCAGAGCUGACAUCCAUCUGCAUCACGGAUGCCGCGCUGCCCGCGAAUAUCCAAUAUUGGCGCGUUUUCAGCAACAGGUGUCGAGCGGAGGCAAGUGCGUUGACGGCUCGACAAAUGGAUCGUGUUGAUGGGCAGAAUUUGGCGAAAUUGUGUUUAUAGACUGGCAUAGGCCCGUUAUUAGUGUUUGCAGACGGCCGAAAGGGGUCAGCCAGUGUGCGCGUGGGGAAAUUGAAUUGACUUGGCCCCCGCCCCGCCGUGGCGGUCCGAGUCCGAAAUCGAAAUCUGUGUCGCAAAUGUGGCACUAAUAAAUUAUCGCACAUUCGCGGGCGCACUCGAGAGUGCUUCAUUAAUGCAGAACUCGCCACUGAAGCAAAAUAUCUAGUUUUGCACCGGCUGCGUUUGUUUUACUUCGCCUUGGACGUGACCAAAUUCCCUGAGCACUAGUGCUGGUUCCGCGUGGAACAACAAGAACCACGCUCUGUCCACAGCAGAGCGCCAACUCCGUGGCUCGUAAAUACCGGUCCUCCAAAUUAGAAAAUCCAAUUGCAGUUCAAUUAGCUGCGGAGCUCCAGCGAAGCGCCGAGCGAGGGAGACUCGUGCCAAACGACUUCGUGAUUAAAGUCCUCUUACUUAAAGGAUCCAGUCGGAAACAGGAAGCGGAUGAUGGCAGAGACGGUCCAGAGCUGGCCACGACGAGAACGUAAUUAACCAAGAACGAGAGGGCACGUGUACAACAGAGAAAGGAAGACGAGGAGGAAUAAAUGCAAAAUCAACAAAAAUGUUGCAUCGCGUUAAAGGAUCAACGUCUGUUUCCAAGGAUACUGCAACGCGGAGCAAACCCGAUAUUCGUCGCGGGUCCGUUUAAAUUAAGCGCCGCCAAAGGAGCAGCCAGCCACCCUUCAAUCUCCUCCUUCGCGUAAUGUUUGCGCACCCCUGUCGGGCUCCAGCUGGAAUCGACCUCUCAGGACUUUUGUACCUCCUGCCUCGCCUACUUCUGCUCCUCCUGCUUGCCAUCACUCAGUGUGGGCAGGUUCAUGGAGAGGUCUUCACUCUCGGCUACCUCACUGGCUCGCAAAGACGCCCGGGAAACCUGGACUACCAACGCCCUGGUAUCACUAUUUCCGGAGCCAUCUCAUUAGCGGUGGAGCAAGUGAACGCCGGCCCACUCCGUGACCGAGGUCACUCGCUGCAAUUCGUUGUAGCCGAAACAUUUGGCGAGGAAGUGGCCAGCAUCCGGCAGACGGCGGCGCUGUGGACCCAGCAGGUGGCCGCCUACAUUGGCCCACAGGAGACGUGCGUACAUGAGGGUCGCAUGGCGGCCGCCUUCAACCUCCCUAUGAUAUCCUAUUACUGCACCCACCGGGAUCCCUCAAACAAGGCAGAUUUUCCCACAUUUGCAAGGACCCGACCGCCGGACACGCAAAUCUCAAAGUCGGUGGUUGCCCUUUUGUUGGCCUUUAACUGGACCCAAGUAAGCUUUUUGUACUUGGACGACUCGAGUGGUCAGUAUCAACCGGUGGCUGAGACGAUUCUGAGCACAAUAACUGUGGCUGGAGUAAGCGUAAGGGACGUUCGCACCUGGAACACCAUUUACCACCAUGGAUUUAUGGCGAAUCCCUUUGAUGCUCUGGUGGAACAGACCUAUGUCAACACAAGGAUCUAUCUGAUCUUAGGACACUACUAUGAGCACGUCGGCCUCAUGGUAAGUCUCCAAAGGCGGGGACUUCUGUCGGAAGGCGACUACUUUGUGGUGGGCAUCGACAUCGAACAGUAUGAGCCGGCUAAGCCUGAGAAGUAUUUGCGCGGACUGCUGCUUGAGGAUGUGGAGCCCCUGGCCGUGCAGGCCUUCCAGUCCUAUCUGGGAAUUGUUCCCACGGCGUCCGUCUCCUUCGCCACGUUCGCCAACGAGGUUAACAAAUAUAUGGAGCGACCGCCAUUUAAUUUCCCCAAUCCACUGAAUCUGUUCGGUGGCGUUAAGCAGAUAAGCGCCGAGGCCGCCUAUCUCUACGAUGCCGUGCAUCUGUAUGCCAAGGCGCUGCUAGAAGUCCUUGAUUCGGGCGGCAGGCCGAGAAACGGCAGCGCCAUUGUGGCGGCCAUCAAGGGCUCGCGCUAUCGCAGCGCAAUGGGCUAUCACGUCUACAUCGACGAGAAUGGCGAUGCGGCCGGCAAUUACACAGUAUUAGCUAGGGGGAAGGUCCGAAACGGACGCAACCAGACGGUGCUAGGACUGCGCCCCGUAGGCACCUUCAGCCACAGAAACAGCAGCCUCAGCAGCAGCACCGAGGCCUUGCCACCACAGGAUCUCAAUCUGUUCAGGCCUAUUGACUGGGUGGGUGGUUCGCGCCCAGCAGCUGCCCCUAGUUGUGGCUUUGGCGGCGAGAAGUGCGUCAACUACACUGGCGAGAUUUCGGCGGCCAUUGCCGGAGGCGCUCUAUUGCUGCUGGGCUUGGUUCUACUGGUUCUUUACCGCAACUGGCGUUAUGAGCAGGAACUAGACAGCUUGCUCUGGAAGAUAGACUUCCGCGAGGUGCAAAUGCACGAGAACGAGCGGGAACAGCAGGCUCAGAAGCAAACGCGCUCUACCCACCCCCUAAUCCGGACCAGCCAGGUGAGCCUGAGCUCCAAUCCAGACGCCGACUUCCGCUACACGACCAUCUUCACGCCCAUCGGCCUGUACAAGGGACAGCUGUACGCCAUUAAGAAGGUCCGUAAAAAGAGCGUCGACAUCACUCGCGAGAUGAAGAAGGAGUUGAAGCUGUUGCGCGACGCCCGCCACGACAACAUAUGCGCGUUUAUUGGCGCCUGCACGGACCCACCCAACAUUUGCAUCAUUAGCGAGUACUGCACCCGGGGUAGCCUUAAGGAUAUUCUGGAAAACGAGGACGUCAAGCUGGACAACAUGUUCAUUGCCUCCAUGGUGGCAGACAUUAUACGCGGCGUCAUCUAUUUACACGAGUCUCCCAUUCGCUUCCACGGCGCUUUGUGCACUUCCAAUUGUCUGGUGGACUCGCGAUGGGUGGUCAAGUUGACGGACUUUGGCCUGUUCGCCUUCAAGCAGGGCAUCGAGGACAGUUUCACCGAUAUGCAACACAUGUCGGCCAAGUGCCUGAAGCUGCUGUACCGCGCCCCAGAGCUUCUCCGACAAGGUCCAUCCUCGCUUGUCACGGGCACCCAGCGCGGGGACGCCUACUCCUUUGGCAUCCUGCUGUACGAGAUGCAUGUGCGUCGCGGUCCCUUCGGAGAAACGGGCCUAACUCCCAUGCAAUGCUUGCAGAAGGUGCUGCAGCCGCAGGACCAGCUGCAUCCGUAUAGGCCCUCCUUGCAGCCCCUGGAGACGGCCUUCGACUGCGUUAGCGAGUGCCUGCGCGAGUGCUGGGCAGAGCGACCCGAGGAUCGACCAGACUUCAAGACCAUACGGGCCAAGCUGCGUCCUCUGCGCAAGGGGAUGCGGCCAAACAUUUUCGACAACAUGAUGGCCAUGAUGGAGAAGUACGCCAACAACCUGGAGGCCCUGGUCGACGACCGCACGGACCAGUUGCAGGAGGAGAAGAAGAAGACCGAUGCCCUGCUCCACGAGAUGCUGCCGCGCUGUGUGGCCGACCAGCUCAAAAAGGGCCACAAGGUGGACCCCGAGCACUACGAGCAAGUCAGCAUCUACUUCAGCGACAUUGUAGGAUUCACGGCCAUGUCCGCCGAGUGCACGCCGCUGCAGGUGGUGGACUUCCUGAACGACCUCUACACCUGCUUCGACUCCAUAAUCGGGCACUUCGACGUUUACAAGGUGGAGACCAUCGGCGAUGCCUACAUGGUUGUUUCCGGUCUGCCCCUGCGCAACGGUGACCUGCACGCCGCCGAGAUUGCCACCAUGUCGCUGCACCUACUAAGCGCCGUCUCCGAGUUUAAAAUCCGCCACCGGCCAACUAACCGCUUGCUCCUGCGCAUUGGCAUACACUCGGGUCCCGUCUGCGCUGGAGUUGUCGGCCUGAAAAUGCCCCGCUACUGCCUCUUUGGGGACACUGUGAACACAGCUUCGCGCAUGGAGUCAAGCGGCGUACCGCUGAAGAUACACUGUAGUUGGCAAUGCAGGCAACUACUGGAGCGUCUGGGCGGCUACCACUUUCAGGAGCGUGGCGUAAUCUCCAUGAAGGGCAAGGGUGAGCAGCGCACCUACUGGCUGCUGGGCGAGGAUGAGGAGGCGCGCGACCGGCGCACCUACGAGCGGUCCCAACGACGAGGCUCGAGAGCCCUGAACAAGUUCAUCCAGGGCACUAUUAAGCAGGCCCAGGAAAAGGGCAACGACUACGGUAUACGCUCCUCGCUCAAGCAGAAGAAUCUCCUGCGCAACUCCCUAGCCCGCUCCUCCAGCCUGGAGUCUCCCAAGAAGCUGCGCUUCGCCGCUGGCAGUCUCCUGGAGCACCAUCGCUAUCACAGUGACGAAGCUCUGCUGGAGGUUGAUUCCUACACUGGCCUUCGACGCUCUUCCGGGGGAUCCACACAAUCGCGCUACGAAGAGACGACGCUCUCGCUAACCCUGUCAUGCCAAAGUAUCGAGGUGCUGGGCGUCCAGCUGAGCAAACGACGCCCCUCCUCGUAUCCCACUGCCAACACGCCGCUCUUGAUGAACCACGUAGAGGUGUAAUGCGAGAGUCAGUACUUAACCCAUAUACAGGGAUCUAGAAAUAUUUGUGUUCAGUAUAUCUCGCCAAGUAUUUGCAACGCUUUUAGUGUGGUCUGUAGUAUCAGCAACUAGCGACAUCAGCAUAUUGUGAAAGUGAUUAUGAAUCUAGUCAUUGUUUAAACACAUCCAUGUGCUAACCUGAAGCCAAUCCACUUAGUCAAGGGCCUGAUUAAGCACUCAACGGCAUCAAUAAAGAUGAAAAUGAGAAAAGCCAAGUGUUUGUAUAUUGAAGAGCAUUAUGCACUUGAUUUAAUGCAAUUCGACUUUAUUUUAGUGGUGUCUUGGAGACAGUUGCCUUUAUUAUUGUAUAGUAAUUGUGUUCAUUCGACAAACUUAACGAUUUCUUUAUAUAACUUUAGUCUAAAACCGAUUUGUGCAUUUCUCUAGGCAUUAUAAAUACAGUAUUUGAUUCGCACUUUUGUAUCUCCGAACAAUUCUUUUUGUCAAAGCCAGCUUGCAAAAUGUCGAAAAUGUCCAUAAGAUUGUUUUCGAUAUUCGAGGAAUGGUUGUAAAUAAUUAUAUGCCCUUAUUCGAUAACAAAUUUAAUUAUUUUUCUUUUUUAUGAUAAGCCACAAGCUUUAAAGCACACUUCAAUGCGGUUUGUUAAUUGGGUUACAAUUUUGUUUACGAUUUAAUGUAGAAAAGUCCGAUCUGUAUUGCUUGUCGUGAGAGAUUCCAAUUUUGUGGAGUGUUCGUGUUCGUGGAGGAAAGGGUGGGAAGUGAGCUAAUAAACUUUCUUUAUAUAUUUUUAAUGCUACACAAUGCAACAACUCUAAAUAACAAUCUCAAAUCUCAUAAAUGUCAAUAUUAUAUCAACUAGGUAUGAAUGUAUAACGCUUUUCUCGGGUCUCGCCCCUUCGGUUUCUUUGCUAUCAAAAUACUUGCAACAAUGGAUCUAAUCAAAAAUACGCAAUGUACAAUUCUUAGUUAUUGUUCGACUGCCUCCGCAAUCACUCGCCACUGGGAGCAGUCCUGCCCAGAGGACCGACAACAAAUCUGCUCGUAUAAAUAAAUACGCUAUAUAAUAUACAGUAAA
This is a messenger RNA of Drosophila kikkawai, 5897 nucleotides long. Lineage: Eukaryota; Metazoa; Arthropoda; Insecta; Diptera; Drosophilidae. The record is from RefSeq and is a predicted model, not a curated record.